AUGAGCUCCAAUACUAUUCUUCAGGAUGAUGAGAGUCAGCAUUUCUCGCCGUAUAGAGCGGAUGGAAAGCUAUAUGGCUUCGUGUGUAUCGUGACGGGUGCGACACAAGCAAUUGGCAAGGCCAUCGUGCACGAAUUAGCUGCACAUGGUGCCGCUUGUAUCUAUGCCUGCUCCGACCUCCCCUCUGACCCCUACCAAGAGCUCGCCGACGAAGUCAACGCACUCUGGCCCAACACAAAGGUCAUCGGCUACCCCUACGGCUUGAAAGAGGAGGAUACUUUGACACUGAUUGACGAUGUCUUGAACGCGUGGGGUCGUCUUGAUGUCUACGUGACUUCCUCUGGUCUUCUCGGCCCACCCUCAAUUGCCCAGACCGCACCCGCAGAUCUGUACAAGACCUUUGAGACCAACAGCAUGGCUCCCUUCUUCGCAUUGAAGUACGCACCCCCUGCCAUGGCAAAGACAACACCCAAAGGCAACUAUGCAAAUGCUGCACCCAAGGAUGUCGCAUACGGCAGCAUCAUUGUCGUUUCCUCAGUCGCCAGCACCUACGGCGGUUGCUGGGGUCCCGCCUUCACAAUGUCCUCCCACGCCGCUCUCGGUGUCGUGCACGCCGGUGUUGCAGUUCUCAAAGGCAGCAAUGUUCGCAUCAAUGCCAUUAGUCCUGGUCAAAUUGAUGUAGGCGUCAGUCUGCAGGGUAUGGAUAUGAGAGGACUUAGCAAUCAGUUGCCGCCCAGCGAUCUCCAGACCGAGGAGGUGAGAAGGAAGAUUGUUGGACUCGAGAGAGCGGGAACUGCAAAGGAGGUUGCGAGAGUGGCUGGUUUCCUGGCAUCAGGCUUCAGUUCGUAUGUUACUGGUGCCAAUAUGGUCGUAGAUGGUGGUGCGUCAGUGAUGAACCCGCUCACUGUACCUAUCUAG
This is a messenger RNA of Aureobasidium melanogenum CBS 110374, 918 nucleotides long. Its product is annotated as NAD(P)-binding protein. The coding region runs from base 1 to 918 and encodes 305 amino acids. The transcript is spliced from 4 exons. Gene Ontology annotation, cellular component: peroxisome. Gene Ontology annotation, biological process: phytol metabolic process. The record is from RefSeq and is a predicted model, not a curated record. Gene Ontology annotation, molecular function: trans-2-enoyl-CoA reductase (NADPH) activity. NCBI's taxonomy places the organism in Eukaryota, Fungi, Ascomycota, Dothideomycetes, Dothideales, Saccotheciaceae.